CUCCUGACCUCCAUGGCUUACCAUCGCGAAUGGGACCAGGGCAAACCAUCUUAUGACGACCACUAUGCUGACAGCAAACGCCGAAAAUUUAAUUCUGGGGUUCUUAUACUUGGUUAUGAAGCGUCUCAAGCUUACACCGACUACGACAACGGAGCAGGGGCGUCUUUUCCGAAAAAGCGCCUCCAACCCUCGGAACCCAGUCCACAUGUCAUCUUCCUUGGACUGGAUCCUGACUUCAACGAAGCUGAUCUGCAAAAGUAUCUCGUCUCACUUGGCUGUAGCAUCGAGUCUGUCACAAUUAUCCGCGAGAGAACAUCAGGCACUUGCUCAUUCGUAUUCCAUCGUGCCUCCAAGGGCUUUGGAUUCGCUUGCUUUUCCUCCAUCGAACACGCGCGGACUUUUGUCGACCCACGAUUCCCUUUUGUUCAAAUACCGCCUCCCGCCUCACAUGGAGCCACUGCCACUGCAACUUUCUAUAAGGCGAUUGAGAGUGGUGUUCCUCACAAUGGUCGUCGAGUCAAAAUCGAUUUCUCACAAAGCGUCAACCCAAGCGACAGAGGGAAAGGAAACAGGGCAAACGCAAACGACGGAACUCGUGACAUUGGCAGUGCACCAGCGGCCGUUCUACUUUUCCGUGGACUGGACCCUCUUUCCGGUCCUCAGGCGAUUUAUCAAGCUAUGCUUUCAUCCUCAGGACCGGGAAAAAUCGGUGCCAAGGGCAUGAAACGAAUCAUAUUGAUCAAAGACAAGACGACUUUGGCCAGUUUGGGUUUCGCCUUCGUCGAGUUUGUGGAUAUUCAGGCGGCAAGCACUGUCCUCGGUGCAACGAUGUCGCCUCAAAUCCAUCCAUCCGGCUUUCGAAUUUCCGACCGACCUGUCGCUGUUUCGUUCGCUCAUCCAUACUCAUUUCAACCUAUUGCAGACCUGAUGAUCCGCGACGACGCCUGCAUAGCUGGGUCAACAAGUCUCGGCGGAGAGGACAACACAUUGGUCAGGUAUUGGGACGAGACAUCAACGAUUGCCCAUUUGGAGUUUGAAGUCGAGGAAUCUACUCAGCCCACCGCGGCCACUGCGACAACCAAGGACAAAAAAGAAAAGAAGAAGCACCGAGAUACGGAGGUUGUCCAGGAUAUGCCGGCGGCUGCAUCUGCGUUACCAGUUUCCGACAAACCUGUUACCCUAAGCUUCAACAAAGGUCUUGGGCGGGCAGGUCCUGUUCCUGCUAAGCCUGUUAACCCGGCGUUUUCCCUCGAUGACGGUGGUAUCGAUAAUGAAGUAGAAGAGGAGCGUGCCAAAGGCUCUGCACGAGUUGUUCCUCUAAUGGCGAGCAAGAAGACGGCAACCAACAUCAACAAAUGGAAUCAAGUCCAAGAAGAGCUGAAAGAUUCUGCCCCUCAAACAACCUCUUCUCUGGUGACCUUCUUUUGGCUAUACCUCCCGAAAAUCUGGGCGCCUGUUAAGAAGAGUGAACCUGUUGCUUCCAUGGUGGUCGAUACCCAGCCUCCAGAGGACGACUUCGAGUUUUCCGAUCUCGAUGCGUUGACCUGUCUCCUCUGUGCGCGACAGCUCGCAUCUAUGCUGCUAUGUUUUCUUAUUGGCGAGACUGGGCUAACGCAACUUUCCGGCAUGCUCUGCUACCCACAGAAAAACCUCAAGGACGCAAAUCUUCGCGAUGUUGCACGACAGAAGGUCGCCACACGAAAGGCCGCAAGUGGGUCGGAACAGCCGAAAUAUAGAGACCGAGCCUCUGAACGACGAGUGCUCUUCAAUCAACCCGAAGUUCCUGUCCCAGAGAAAGACAACAACAAAACGGGCACUCGAAAGCGACAAGCAGAUGGCCCACCGCCGCCGCCUUCUCCUCCACCAGCGCCUGUCAAUCCAGGCCAGGAUGACAGCAAUGUCGGCAACAAACUGCUCAAGAUGAUGGGCUGGACCGAAGGCACAGGCCUAGGAACUAGUGGCGAAGGCCGCGUAGACCCAAUAUCUGCCGCAGUUUACGCUCAGGGAGUUGGUCUGGGUGCUAUGAAAGGGAAGGAUAUUACGACGAUCACCUCGAAGUCCACUUUCAACGCAAUGCCCCACCAGAAAGCCAACCAGAAAUUCCGUUUCGGAUCUUGGAUUCGACUUCACGGUGUCGACCUCAUUACCAUGGCCCUGAUGGGCGCCCUUGGCCUUGGGAUCUAUGAGGCUCCUCCUGCUCCGAGCAGGUCAUUUCCUGUCUACUUUCAGGACGGACAAGUGGUCUAUCCACAAUUCGCAUACCCAAUGCGUAAAGAAAUUGUGCCCAUUGUCGCUGCAGCGUUGAUAGCGUUCUUUGUGCCAUUUUUCUUUUUCUGUCUGUUCCAACUUCGACGCCGAAGUCUCGAGGACCUGUGCACAACAACGCUUGGGCUAUUGAAGAGUCUUAUCACUGCCGCAGUGUUCCAAGUAUGGGUGAAAUGGUUGAUUGGUGGCUUGCGACCCCAUUUCCUUGUUGCGUGUAUGCCCAACAUACAACCUGGGGCUGCACCUUCUGGGAAUGGCUUUGCGUCGAUUAUGUACGACCGGAGUAUCUGCACAGGCGAUGAAAAGACGAUCAACGACUCGCUCGAGUCCAUGCCAUCAGGACAUUCAACAGCCGCUUGGGCUGGCUUAUUCUAUCUUUCCUUAUACUUCAAUGCUCAAUUGAAGGUCAUGAGCGCGCAUAACUCGGCAUAUUGGAAGAUGAUACUCAUGUUCUGCCCUCUUCUUGGAGCAACCUUGAUUUCAGGGGCUUUGACGAUUGACGAAUUUCACAACUGGUAUGAUGUGCUUGCUGGAGCUAUCAUCGGUAUCAGCACGGCGAUAGUCGCCUUUCGCUCAACUUUUGCCGCUGUCACCGACUUCAGGUACAAUCACAUAGCUCUUCCUCGAGCAACUUCACUGUUCCAUCGCCAUGGCGCUGGUGAUAUAAUGCCUUUCUUCGAUUAUUCGCGACAGGCAGAAUAUUCGUCUCAUCAACUACCUUUCACAAGAGAGGGAGGCUGGGGGUUGGGUGGUGCAGAGGGAGUUGUUGGCGCACCUGGUGAUGCUACUGCGUUAGGUCUGGGCGGUGGGGCAGCAACAAAUGGAGCUCGUGUACAGAAUGGCGAUAAUAUGGUGUAA
Mycena indigotica is the source of this 3123-nucleotide messenger RNA. RefSeq names its product RhoA GTPase effector DIA/Diaphanous. Gene Ontology annotation, molecular function: RNA binding. Gene Ontology annotation, cellular component: nucleus. Gene Ontology annotation, biological process: mRNA splicing, via spliceosome. The transcript is spliced from 20 exons. NCBI's taxonomy places the organism in Eukaryota, Fungi, Basidiomycota, Agaricomycetes, Agaricales, Mycenaceae. Bases 13 to 3123 code for a protein of 1036 amino acids. The record is from RefSeq and is a predicted model, not a curated record.